ACGGCUACUCAUUUGUGGUCAACAAAAUCCAAGGAAAAAUAUUAUCUAGAAGUUGAACAAAUCGAUGAAAACGCUUAGGGCAGUAAGUUCAAGUCUAGUUUAAUAUUUACUUCAUUCCAGCUAAAAACUGAAAAACAAGGAUAAAACCUCGCCAAUAUACCAGUCCUUCAUUACUAUGCCUGAAGGCCCAGAGCUUUACAAAACUGCUAGACUUGUCAAUACAGUCUGCGCAGGUAGAGUUUUUCAUGGGAAAAUCGUGAAAUCAGCCGUCAACCAAAAGAACCCAGAAAUCCACCAUAACUAUGACGACUACACUAUUCAAGCCGAGUCGUGCGGAAAAGAAAUGGCUCUUAUUCUUAAACCCUACUCUUCUGUGGAUUCUAAGGAAUUAAAGAAGAUGAAAAAGGAGACAAAUAGUUUGAGAAUUCUUUUUCGAUUCGGCAUGUCGGGAAAGUUUCAGUUUACGUCAAUGAAUGACAUUCACAAACACGCUCACUUGAGGUUCUUCACUAAAGAAAAGCCAAAAAUGGUUUUAAGCUUUGUUGAUGUUAGAAGAUUUGGUAGAUGGGAAACCAAAGAUUCCUGGUCAGAAAACCGAGGCCCUGAUCCAAUAUUGCACUAUGAAGCAUUUCGAGACAAUGUGUUGAAUAACCUGGAAAAUCCUGUCUUCAAUAAGCCUUUAUGUGAAGUAAUGCAUGACCAGAAGUAUUUCAACGGCAUAGGGAAUUAUCUUAGAGCUGAAAUUAUUUACAGGGCAGAUAUUCCUCCAUUUACAGCUGCUAGAAAAGUACUUGCAAACCUUAAGGUCAAAGAGGAAGCUAGUUGUGAUACGAAGAAUUUAAAAGAAGCGGAUAUCUUAAAGCUUUGUAACAUCGUUCCCAAUGAAGUUAUUCAGUUAUCUGGUGCAGGUUAUGAUCCAUCAGGAAAUCAUUCUGAUUAUUCUGCUUUCAUGAAUUGGUUACAGUGUUACAGUAAUCCUAACAUGAAAAAUCUUAUCGAUCAUGAUGGCAGAACUAUGUGGUUUAAGGGUGAAGCAGGACCUCUUGCCCCUAAAGGUGGAAAAACAAGAACUGCAAGAAGAUACGGAAAGCACAAGACCAAAAGUGAAAACGAAGAACAUCAAAAGAAAAAGGUCAAACCAGAGCUGGAAAAGAAACCUUCAGUCAAGAAAGAGAGAAAAUCUAUCACAAGAAAAGGUACAGAAAAAAGCGACAAUAAACCUACCGCUUCUGCUGUAAAUUUAAGGAAGAGAAAACUCAGCACCACUGAGGAUAAGGUCAAAGAAGGUUCUAAAAAAAGAGCCACCAGCAAAAACUCCGUCUUGGAAUCCUCUCGUAGCGAAAAAGUUCCACGAAGAGCAGUCAAAUCUGGCAAGGGAUCCACUGCAACAAGACGACUUUCGAAAAGGAAAAAGCCUAAUUCAAGUUGAAGAAGUGAAUUUUAGAUAGAAUGGGAAGUAUUGCCUUUCAGAUGGGAUUUCCAAUCAGUUCCGCCAUAAUAACUGUGUACAGAUCAAGAAUAACCAGUGGAUGCAUGUCUUUGAAUGAACGCUGUAAAUGUUUCACUAAAUAAUUCAACAUAUGUAAAUCAUUGUUUGACUUAAUGUCUGUGAAUCAAAUGUUUGAUGAGGGAUUCGUUGUUCUUUUGUAAAUAUUUUAUCGCAGUAAA
Molecule: messenger RNA, 1668 nt
Organism: Actinia tenebrosa (Australian red waratah sea anemone)
Lineage: Eukaryota; Metazoa; Cnidaria; Anthozoa; Actiniaria; Actiniidae
Product: endonuclease 8-like 1
Biological process (GO): base-excision repair
Cellular component (GO): nucleus
Molecular function (GO): DNA-(apurinic or apyrimidinic site) endonuclease activity; zinc ion binding; DNA N-glycosylase activity
Source: RefSeq, a predicted model, not a curated record